CCCAGCAACAAGCAGCUGCAUCAAGAUCACCAUACCAAAUCCACCCCGCCAAAUCAACCCAACCCACCAAUUCCACCACCACCACCAGAACAAACAACAACAAAACCUCCCAAGCGGAGCACCACCAUCACCACACCUCCUCCCACCACCACAAAAACAACAUAAAAUCCAAAAUGGUCGACAUCCUCCCCCUAAGCUCGUACCCCUCGUACAUCGACCUCCUCCCCUCGAUCCAAACCUGCAACAUCACCAACCUCCCGGAGAACUACUUCCUAAAGUACUACCUGUACCACGCGCUCACCUGGCCGCAGCUGUCCUUCGUGGCCGUCGUGCGGCCCAAGAACGGCUACGCCCAGCACGGCGGCGCCGACGCCUACCCGAAGGUCGUCGGGUAUGUGUUGGCCAAGAUGGAGGAGGAGCCCACGGACGGUGUCGCGCACGGCCAUAUCACGAGUCUGAGUGUUAUGCGCACGCACCGUCGGUUGGGGAUUGCGGAGCGGUUGAUGCGGAUGAGUCAAAGAGCAAUGGCCGAGUCUCACCGCGCACAAUACGUCUCGCUGCACGUGCGCGUCUCCAACACGGCGGCCCUGCGGCUCUACCGCGACACGCUGGGGUUCCAGGUCGAGAGCGUCGAGAGCAAGUACUACGCUGACGGCGAGGAUGCGUACGCGAUGCGCAUGGAUCUGUCGGAUAUGUGGGUGGACUGGGCGAAGAUCGAGCGCGAGGACCGCGAGCGCGCGGCCAAUGAAGAGAAGGACGGCGACGAGGGCGAGGCCGUGGGCGAGAUGGGUAAGGCGGAUGAUAAGAAGGAUCAGGAGCGGAUGGUGCGCGUUAAGGUUGGCCGCGGGUUGGGGGUCGGGGAUCUGGUCGAGAAGAAUGAGGCUGCUGGGAAAUAAAUAAAUCCUUCUAGGAUUUGAGGUUGAAGUGGAUGGAGGGGUGGAUGGGGAGAUGCUAUACUGCGGGUGAGGUUGGUCUGUACCAUUUCAUGCAUGCAUGGCGUUUUUGCAUGGUUAAAAAGACAGGGUAAAAAUAGAGAAUCCAUCAUGCAGG
This is a messenger RNA of Aspergillus homomorphus CBS 101889, 1050 nucleotides long. RefSeq names its product peptide alpha-N-acetyltransferase complex A subunit ARD1. Gene Ontology annotation, biological process: N-terminal peptidyl-glutamic acid acetylation. Gene Ontology annotation, molecular function: protein-N-terminal-glutamate acetyltransferase activity; protein N-terminal-serine acetyltransferase activity. The record is from RefSeq and is a predicted model, not a curated record. Gene Ontology annotation, cellular component: NatA complex. Bases 174 to 896 code for a protein of 240 amino acids. The transcript is spliced from 2 exons. Lineage: Eukaryota; Fungi; Ascomycota; Eurotiomycetes; Eurotiales; Aspergillaceae.